GAGAUAAACGAGGGGUGGUUAUGUCGGUUCUCUCCACGGGGCGAAGACUCGGAUAUGUAUGGUGGCGCACAACAACAUAACAGAUCCUUAAAUUCUUCUUUUCUCCGCCGAAGAUCGAUUCUCUCCAUCUUCUUCCAAUCAAAACCCUAACCAACGUCACUCUCAUACUCUUUCUCAAUCCGUUACUGCCAUGAGCUAUCACAUGCAUAAUAAUGAAGAAACACACAGAGGUUUGAAAAGAAAGCCCCCACAUAUGGAUCGAGGGCAAGAACGGAGACCAUACAAUACGAAUUCUAGACCUUAUGAUAUGAACGCGGUUCCUGAUGGUUGGUUAGACUGCCCACCACAUGGGCAAGAAAUAGGAUGUAUAAUCCCUUCAAAGGUUCCACUUGGUGAUUCCUUCAAUGAUUACAUUUCAAGUCAAAAAUAUACUCCCAAGCAAGCAAUUCAUCAACAAAGAGUCUUAGGUAGAGAACUUGGUUUAGUGAUUGAUCUGACAAAUACUACUCGCUACUAUCGUGUAUCAGAUUGGACAAAAGAAGGGAUUGGUCAUGUCAAGAUAAGAUGCACAGGAAGAGAUGCUGUACCUGAUGAUGAAUCCGUAAAAAAAUUUUGUGAUAAGGUUCUGGAUUUUUGCUCCCAAAGAACAAACACAAAGAAAUAUAUACUUGUACAUUGCACACAUGGGCAUAAUCGUACAGGUUAUAUGAUUGUUCACUUUCUUGUGCGCACGGAAUCUAUUUCUGUUACUGAGGCGAUAAAUAAAUUUGCUUGCGCACGCCACCCAGGAAUUUACAAGCAGGACUACAUUGAUGCCCUGUACAUGUUUUAUCAUGAAAAGAAGCCUGAAGAUCUUGUUUGUCCUCAAACUCCUGAAUGGAAGAGAAUUUCUGAUCCCGAUUUUCGUGGCACAGCUGUUCCAGCUGUGGACAAUUGUGCACACAUUCCUGAACAGGGGACUAUUGUGAGGAAUGAAGUAUUAACAAGUGAUGAUGCUUUGGGAGAUCCAAUUCCUCCAAACCAGCUGCGUUCAAUGCAAGAACUUUGUUAUCAACUGCUCAAGUUGGGCACAGGGGGAAGAGGAUGCUGGCAGUUUCCUGGAUCACACCCUGUUUCUCUGAACAGGGACAAUCUGCAACUCUUAAGACAACGAUAUUACUAUGCCACGUGGAAAGCUGAUGGGACACGAUAUAUGAUGCUGAUUACUUGCGAUGGAUGUUAUCUGAUUGACAGAAAAUUUCUUUUCCAAAGGAUCAAUAUGCGAUUUCCUUGCAGAUAUACUAAUGGGGGUACACCUGAGAGGAAUCACCACUACACAUUACUUGAUGGGGAGAUGAUUAUUGACACAGAUCCACAUACACAUAAGCAAGAGAGAAGAUACCUCAUUUAUGAUUUGAUAGCUAUUAAUCAAGUCUCUUUGACAGAGCUGCCAUUCUAUGAAAGGUGGAAAUUGCUGGAGAAAGAAGUAAUUGAACCUCGUAAUAUGGAACGUGAGGGCCUCUCAAAGAGUAUAAAUCCUUAUUAUAGAUAUGACUUGGAACCAUUUAGUGUGAGGAGGAAGGGUUUUUGGUUACUAUCUACCGUGUCAAAGCUCCUUCAUAAAUUCAUUCCACAACUAUCGCAUUCAUCAGAUGGUCUUGUAUUCCAGGGUUGGGAUGAUCCAUAUGUCCCUCGCACACAUGAAGGUCUUCUGAAGUGGAAAUACCCUGAGAUGAACUCUGUUGAUUUCCUCUGUGAGGUGGGAGCUGGUGAUCGUCCCUUGCUUUUUCUAUUUGAACGAGGAAGGAAGAAGUUAAUGGAAGAGAAUGUUAUUUUUAAAGAUGCAUCGGACAUUUCUUCCUAUUCAGGGAAGAUCAUUGAAUGCUACUGGGAUUCUGCGGAGCAUCAUUGGGUCUGCAUGCGGAUCAGAAUAGACAAAGCCACUCCAAAUGAUAUCAAUACCUAUAGAAAGGUAAUGCGAAGCAUAAAGGAUAACAUCACAGAAGAUGUAUUAUUGAAUGAGAUCAAUCAGAUCAUUCGCCUACCCUUGUAUGCAGACAGAAUACAGAGGGAUAUCAAGGCUCACCAGCAUAUGAUCUCUUUGCGGCGCAAGUGAGUUAUACUAAAAGCUAAGCAUGUCGAACAACGUCGUAUUUUUUUAUUAUUAUUAUUGAAGAGCAAGCAAAGACUCCUGAAUGAAGUGCCAACAAAAAAGCUGUACAUUUUUUUUUUCUCUAGGAGACUGUAUCUGUGCUACGGCACUGUUAGCCUCAUGCAUCACAUAGGAAAGAAGCAUAGGUUGAUUUUGUUUGGCUAACAAGAUUUUGGUCGCUGUUGUAUAUUAGCAAUUUUGCCUAUUAUUUCCUUUAUUUUUAUUCCUUUUUAGUAGUAUUUCUUUUUUAACAGCAGACAGAGUUCACAAGAUCAUAUUGAAAAAGGUCAAUAAAAACGGCUUUGAUAGGGGAUCCAGUAAUUCAAAAUAUUGCAACUUCAUACCAUUUUCUUUUUCAAGGAACUUUUUUGAUACUUGA
Glycine soja is the source of this 2510-nucleotide messenger RNA. RefSeq names its product mRNA-capping enzyme-like. The record is from RefSeq and is a predicted model, not a curated record. Bases 191 to 2095 code for a protein of 634 amino acids. The transcript has 17 exons. Gene Ontology annotation, biological process: protein dephosphorylation; 7-methylguanosine mRNA capping. Gene Ontology annotation, molecular function: ATP binding; protein tyrosine/serine/threonine phosphatase activity; mRNA guanylyltransferase activity. NCBI's taxonomy places the organism in Eukaryota, Viridiplantae, Streptophyta, Magnoliopsida, Fabales, Fabaceae.